UUUUCCAUCUUUCUCAGCAACGACCCAUCUAUCAAACAAGCAUGGCACAAUCAUCAAACCGUUGCUAUUGUAGUGUGCCAUGCUGUUCAAAUAACAAACAAAAACAACCCUAUUUGAGCUUCCAUGACUUUCCUGUGGACGUGGAAAAACGUGCCCGCUGGGUAAGAGCAAUCAGGAGAGAUGAAGGAAAAAUGUUUCAAAUCCUCAGAGGGAGCACCUUUGUCUGCAGCCAGCACUUUACCCCAGAGGAUAUAAGUACAACAGCCAGUGGAAGAAAACAGAUUAGACAAGGAGCUGUGCCUUCUAGAUUUCACUGGAAUGAUUGGGGGAGAAGUUCACAAGCUCGUGAGUCUGUUUACAGGCGAACCAAAAAGUCUCUCAGUGCUGCUGUUCAGGAUGACUCACAGAAGAUUGCUGACCCUGAGGACUCCUCAAAGGAAAAAUUGCCUGCAGGUCCAAUGGCAAAAGACCAUGACUAUGCCUGUCAUUCUUUUCCGGGUGAACUACACGGUGCCAUACAGAGAAUUAAAGAGUUGGAGUUCCAAGUGUUAUCACUUGAAAUGGAAAUCCAGGAGCUAACUCUUCAAAAGAAGCAGCCAGUGAUUUUCAGGUUUUGUUUGACAGAUGAAGAUUUCCGUUAUUACACCAAAUUCACCUCAAAAGAGGUCUUCAAUGUGUUUUGGGAGUCAGUUUACCCUUCUGCUUCAAGGCUAGUGUAUUGGUCCAAGGCACAGCGGACUGCAGAAGAAAUACCUAGUCCACAGCGAAAACUUCCACUCAUUGAUAAACUGUUUAUGUUUCUUUGCCGUGUUGCAGCUGGGCUUCAGGAGAAGACUUUGUCGACCAUCUUUGAGGUCAGUUUGUCUACAGUUAGCCGCACCAUUUUAACAUGGACUAGUUACCUUUACCUGGUUCUUGGUUCGCUGUCAUUGUGGAUGACAAGAGAGCAAGUUCAGCGCACCAUGCCUGACAAAUUUAAACAGUACUGCCCUCACGUGCGUGCGAUUAUAGACUGCACUGAGAUCCGUUGUGAAACUGCAUCCUCACUCACACUACAGUCAGAAACCUUUUCAAACUACAAAAACCACACCACCUUUAAAGGUCUGAUUGGCAUUGCUCCUUGUGGGAUUAUAACAUUUGUAUCCAGACUGUACACAGGCUCCAUCUCCGACAUAGAAAUAACUCGAAAAUCACAGAUAUUAACGUUACUUCAGCCUGGAGAUGGGGUUAUGGCCGACAAGGGUUUCCAGAUAGAGAAGAUUCUGUCAGAGGUGGGAGCAACGCUUAUCAUUCCUCCACUUAAAAAAUCCACCCAACUCAGCAUGGAGGACACCCAGAAAACCCAGGCUAUUGCUCGGCUGAGGAUUUUAGUUGAAAGAGCCAUACGAAGGGUGAAAGAGUACCAUAUCUGGGAUGGUCUUGUUCCUCUUUCUAUGGUAGGCUCAGUCAAUCAGCUGUGGGUCAUCUGCUGUCUACUUUCAAACUAUCAGGGACCUCUGGAUCUAAAAGGCGACAAACCUGUGUAGAGCCUCUUCUCCUGCAAGUCACAGCCCUUGGAUGAGCAUUAAUGUAAACAGUUGUGUUAUAAACAAAAUCUCUCCAUAUAUAUGACCUGUAUUUGUUUUUAUUAUUGAAUAAAUGAAUAGAUGUGUACAGUUCUAUCAAAUCUAUUGUAAAUAGCUUAUCUUGAGGAAGAUACAUAUUUACAACCUUUACAUUUAAAUUGCACUUUCUUGUACAUUUUACACAUCUGUCAAUGAAGUAUUUGAAU
This is a messenger RNA of Poecilia latipinna (sailfin molly), 1771 nucleotides long. RefSeq lists its product as uncharacterized. The transcript is spliced from 3 exons. NCBI's taxonomy places the organism in Eukaryota, Metazoa, Chordata, Actinopteri, Cyprinodontiformes, Poeciliidae. The record is from RefSeq and is a predicted model, not a curated record. The coding region runs from base 42 to 1526 and encodes 494 amino acids.